Molecule: messenger RNA, 3339 nt
Organism: Bufo bufo (common toad)
Lineage: Eukaryota; Metazoa; Chordata; Amphibia; Anura; Bufonidae
Gene: STRN
Product: striatin
Exons: 18
Coding region: 253-2622 (789 amino acids)
Cellular component (GO): dendrite
Molecular function (GO): armadillo repeat domain binding; calmodulin binding; protein phosphatase 2A binding
Source: RefSeq, a predicted model, not a curated record
CGGCGCCGCUGUCAGAGAGGCAGGAGACCCGCCCAGGCAGCAGCAGCUUCUCUUCCUUCGAGUGUGGGCGGCAGCGGAGCCCGGGUUGUAGGCUACAGAACGGCAGUGGACGGGCUCUAUGUGACGUUACGCGGAAUCGCAGCAUUACCGCCGGUGUGAACGCCUGUCCCUCCUCCCGGCUCUUCAUUCUUCUGUAUAGGGAUCGGUGGCGGCCGCUCGGUGGUAACCGCGGCCCCUGCUGCGAGGGCGGCCAUGGACGAGCAGGCGGGGCCCGGCGUUUUCUUCAACAACAAUAACAUUUCGCUGCUGUCCGCUGCCGCUGCGGGGACUCAGGGGGCCGGCAAGGGAUUCGAGGCCGGGGCUGGCGAUUCGGCGGCCGGCGGUGCAGGAGGAGGCGGCACCGGGGCGGCAGGCAGGGCCCAGUACAGCAUCCCGGGCAUCCUCCACUUCUUGCAGCAUGAGUGGGCCCGCUUCGAGGUGGAGAGAGCGCAGUGGGAUGUGGAGCGGGCCGAGCUGCAGGCUCAGAUAGCUUUUCUCCAAGGUGAAAGGAAGGGACAAGAGAAUUUAAAGAAAGAUCUAGUCAGAAGAAUAAAGAUGUUGGAAUAUGCAUUAAAGCAAGAAAGAGCCAAAUACCACAAGCUGAAGUACGGCACAGAGUUAAAUCAGGGAGAUGUGAAGCCACCGAAUUAUGACUCUGACGAAACAAAUGAGGCGGAUGUCCAGCCACAACCACAAAACAGCCAGUUUAUAUGGAAACAGAGCCGACAGUUACUAAGACAGUAUCUGCAAGAGGUCGGCUAUACAGACACCAUAUUAGAAGUGAAGUCAAAACGGGUGCGUGCGUUGUUAGGGAUUUCUGCUGAUUCUUCAGAUCGAAUCACGGACACAAAUCAGGACUCCAUGGUAAAUGGCACAGAGACUGAACUUCCCAACCCACUGGUCAUCGGGAAGCCAGAUAUGACUGACUCUGCCUCUGUUCUCGAAACAUUUAAAUUUCUGGAAAAUGCUGCUGCUGAGUUCAGUGACGAAGAGGAUGAGGAUGACGAUGGCAGAGACAAGACCAUUAUAGAUGCUGCAACGAUUGUGAGAAGACGGGUCGUGCCUGAACCUAAUGAAGACAGGGACACAGAGGAGGCUUUGAAAGAGUUUGACUUCUUGGUGUCAGAUGAUACUGACGGUGCAGAAUCCAGGAGCGCUGGUGAUGGCACUGAAUGGGAAAAGGAAGACCAGUGCCCCAUACCGGAAUCCUGGAAUAUCGAUCAGGGAGUAAUAACCAAACUCAAGGAACAAUACAAAAAGGAGCGCAAGGGGAAAAAAGGGGUGAAGAGGCCAAACAGGUCGAAGCUUCAGGAUAUGCUGGCAAACCUUAGAGAUGUUGAUGAGUUACCAUCAUUACAGCCCUCUGUGGUGCCCUCCUCAAGACCUGCGAGCUCUCGACUCAGCGACGCAGAAGUAAACCGAACAGAUGAAGUUGAAGCUUUAACGUUUCCACCAUCAUCUGGAAAAUCUUUCAUCAUGGGAGCAGAUGAGGCAUUAGAGAAUGAACUAGGACUGGGAGAACUGGCAGGACUCACAGUGGCCAAUGAGGCAGACUCUUUAACGUAUGAUAUUGCAAACAACAAGGAUGCACUUCGAAAAACAUGGAAUCCAAAAUUUACUCUUAGAAGUCACUUUGAUGGAAUUCGGGGACUUGUGUUCCACCCAACAGAGCCAGUCCUUGUAACCGCAUCAGAAGAUCAUACGUUAAAAAUGUGGAACCUGCAAAAGACUGCUCCCGCCAAAAAGAGCACUUCACUGGAUGUGGAACCAAUAUACACUUUCAGGGCACACAGGGGCCCAGUACUAUGUGUGGUGAUGAGCACUAAUGGGGAGCAGUGUUACAGUGGAGGAACAGAUGGUGUCAUUCAGAGCUGGAACACCCCAAAUCCUAAUGUGGAUCCAUAUGAUUCUUAUGAUCCUUCAGUCCUGCGAGGCGCAUUUGAAGGCCACACUGACGCUGUAUGGGGCUUGGUGUACAGUGCGGCUCAUCAGCGUUUGUUGUCCGCCUCAGCAGAUGGCACCGUUAGAGUAUGGAAUGCACUAGAAGCUGCUCCGGCAUUAAGCAUAUUUAAUGAUAACCAAGAAUUAGGAAUACCUUCCUCUGUGGACCUAGUCAGCAGUGACCCAGCUCACAUGGUUGCAUCUUUUGAUAGUGGACACACAAGUAUUUUCAAUAUGGAAACACGGCAGAAAGUUUUAACAUUAGAGUCUUGUAUAGAAACAGUAUCUAGCUGCCAGAUAAACCGAGUAAUUAGCCAUCCAACUCUUCCAAUUACCAUCACUGCUCAUGAAGAUCGUCACAUCAAGUUUUACGAUAACAAUACAGGAAAACUCAUCCAUUCAAUGGUUGCACAUUUAGAUGCCGUAACAAGUUUAGCCGUUGAUCCAAAUGGAUUGUACCUGAUGUCUGGCAGUCAUGACUGUUCAAUACGUUUGUGGAAUUUGGAGAGCAAGACCUGCAUACAGGAGUUCACUGCCCACCGCAAGAAAUCGGAUGAAUCCAUUUAUGAUGUGGCGUUCCACCCAUCCAAGUGCUACAUAGCCAGUGCGGGCGCAGAUGCUCUUGCCAAAGUUUUUGUAUGACACCAUGCUUACCUGUAGUUUUUAAUUUACUGAAGCAGGCACAUGAAACCAGAGACAAGCUACUAAUGACUGAAGAUUUGAUUUAACCGGCCGUUCUAUUCUUCUUGUGUUCAAUAAUCAGGAUAAGAUGUUGUGGGCUUAGUUUUGCGGGGUGCUGUUUUCUAAAUGAAUGGUUUGUUCAGGGUGCUGUGAACUCGACUCGUGCUUGGAGCCAGGAUUCUGUCUUUCAAAUGACCUCUGAGCUACAGUAGCAGCAUUUUAUUUUUAAGAGUGCACAUUUGACCAGGCAGGCCUGGAUCAAACUAAUUUCCAACCUCUGGCGUAUUUUGCGGUUAUGGCAAAUGGGACAAUGUAAAAAAAAAAAAAAAAAAAAAACACCUGGCCUGUGGGAUGGCAAAUAACUACAAUAUAUGAAACACAUUGGGGCAAGUCCUUACCACUCCUCUUUCUCACUUACAGCUCCUGCAAGCGUAUUUGGUGGAAAUUACAGACCUCUUACUUGACAGUUCUCAUUGUGUAUCCUUCUCAUAGUGGAGCUGUCGAUUGAGAAAGGAAGCAUUUCUCAGACCAUUGGGGCUGCUAGUAACAAGUGAACUCAGUGUAAAAACAAGACAAAAGAACACACCUUCUAUUUUAACUGCUUUGUUUAGUAUCCGUUGUGUUGUGUUCUUUGAAUGUACUUCUGGGUAAAAUACCAAAAUAAAUUUCUAAAAGGGA